CAACUUCAUUCGGCUCCAUCGUCUCCCCUCCACUCCUGCUCCCUCCGAUCGACCAUGAGCAUCUCUGUGAACGGGCAGUCGGAGGUGCCGCCGGGGUUCCGUUUCCACCCAACGGAGGAGGAGCUGCUCACCUACUACCUCGCCAAGAAGGCGGCCUCGCAGCGCAUCGACCUCGACGUCAUCCGCGAUGUCGACCUCAACAAGCUCGAGCCAUGGGACAUCCAAGAGCGGUGCAGGAUCGGCACUGGCCCGCAGAACGACUGGUACUUGUUCAGCCACAAGGACAAGAAGUACCCGACGGGGACGCGCACCAACCGCGCCACCGGCGCCGGGUUCUGGAAGGCCACCGGCCGGGACAAGGCCAUCUACUCCGCCUCCGGCUCCGGCACCAUCGGCACGCGCAAGACGCUCGUCUUCUACAAGGGCCGCGCCCCGCACGGACACAAGUCCGACUGGAUCAUGCACGAGUACCGCCUCGAUGACGCCGCAACCCCGGGCAACAACCCCGCCAACCCAGCCGCCGGCAACGCUAGCUACCACUCCGGCUCCUCAUCGCCGAUGCGCGGCGUGGUGCAGGAGGACGGGUGGGUCAUCUGCAGGGUGUUCAAGAAGAAGAACAUCGUCGUGCAGCACCAAGUAGGCCAGAACGGCGGCGGUGUUGCCGCGGCGUCCAACAAGCUGGUCGGCGUCGGUGCCAUGGAGCGCGGCCGGAGCAACUGCUCAUCGACGGUGGCCACCGCCAGCGACCACGCCAAGGCGACCCAGAUGCAGCAGCAUCACGACGCGCUCGACCACAUCCUCAACCAGUACAUGCAUGGCCGCUCGACCACGACCCCGUGCAAGCAGGAGACCAAGCCCACCAACCCAUCAUCGCCAGCACUGGACGACCUGAUCGACAGCGCGUGCCACAACCGCAACAGCACCCUAUACCAAAAGUUCAUGAGGCUGCCGCAGCUCGAGCACGUCGUCCCCGGCGGCCUCCUGCCGCUGCCGAGCAAGUACGGCAGCGACUGGGACGCUCUCGACCGGCUCGCAGCCUACGAGCUCAACGGCCUCUCCGACCCCGCUUCGGCCAAGACGAUGAACGGCAUGUCCAUCGUGGACGAGCUCGGUAGCGCCACGGCUUACUCCGGCGGUGACACGCUACACGCUUCCUCUGACACCAGCGACGGCGACCUGUGGAGCCUGGUGCGGUCGGUGUCAUCGCUACACGCCGACUUGAAGAUAACCUGUUUUAACGCUGUCGGAUGCUGACCCUAUGCUAGUCCAAACUUACUUUUUUACAAGGACAUUUUCAUAUAUCAAGUUAAUACAAU
Molecule: messenger RNA, 1316 nt
Organism: Triticum dicoccoides
Lineage: Eukaryota; Viridiplantae; Streptophyta; Magnoliopsida; Poales; Poaceae
Product: NAC domain-containing protein 43-like
Exons: 3
Coding region: 55-1254 (399 amino acids)
Biological process (GO): regulation of DNA-templated transcription
Molecular function (GO): DNA binding
Source: RefSeq, a predicted model, not a curated record